AUGGCGUCAACCCUGGCGUCAAACACUCAAAGUCUCGAGCUUACAGACGUCGAAAAGACACUACGGCAGCUACUGCUCGAUGUUGCAGAGUUUGUUGACAGCUCCUCUGCUGCGGAAGACCCAGAAACCCAAGCAAAGUUACCAGACCAGCUAGCAACGGAAAAGAUCGUACUCCGCUUCACUGGAGGAUGGGUCCGGGACAAGCUGCUCGGUGUCGGCAGCCAUGACAUCGAUGUUGCCAUCAACAAGAUGACGGGCUUCCAGUUCGGCCUAAAGCUGAAAGAGUACUUGGAGAUUCCUGGCAAUCCCGAGAAAUACGGUCUUGAAGGCGUUGCGUCGCCAGACGAUAAGGCGGCUGAUGCGGGCACCACCAGCAAGAGCAGGAAAGUCGGUGGACUCUACAAGAUCGAGGCCAAUCCAGAAAAGUCAAAGCACCUUGAGACCGUGACCACAAAGAUCCUCGGCCUGGAUAUUGAUCUGGUAAAUCUCCGUAAAGAGACUUAUACCGAAGACAGCCGGAACCCCCAGAUGGAAUUCGGCACGCCUGAGGAGGACGCCCUUCGCCGCGAUGCCACAGUCAACGCCCUCUUCUACAACAUCAACACGUCAGCCAUAGAGGACUUCACAGGCCGAGGCUUCAGAGACAUGCAAAAGAGAAUCAUCCGGACACCGCUCGAGCCGUAUCAAACUUUCAUGGACGAUCCGUUACGUGUGCUACGUCUGAUACGCUUUGCAAGUCGGCUAGGCUACACCAUAGACCCCGCUGCAGAAGAGUGCAUGAGGAACGCCGAAAUCAAGGAGGCUCUCCGAAUCAAGAUCAGCCGCGAGCGCGUCGGUAUCGAGCUCGAGAAGAUGCUCAAAGGUCCCGAUCCGCGUUCUGCUUUGAGCUAUAUCGAUCGUCUGGACCUGUACGAGACAAUCUUCACGGAUCCCACUAAGAAAUUCACCUUCACUCCAGAGGCCAGCCACCUACAACCAGCUUACGACGUGGUCUCAAAGAUCCUGGCAAACCAGGAUGUGUCUACUGCUCUACGCGAUGCUUAUGACUCUAUACGUACAAUCGUUUUCCAAGGCGAGGAAGAUCAGCACCACGCCUGGAUUCUCGCAGCCCUGGUACCCUGGGCAGACGCACCGCAACCGGAGCCCAAGAAGGCGGGCGGCAAGAUACCGCCUCCACUUGCAGAAAACGUAGUCCGUGAAGGCAUCAAAGCACCGAACAAAGUAUGCGAAGUCGUUGCUGCUUCAGUACGGAACCUCGAUGAAAUACGCAAGACGGUAGACAAGUUCAAUGACCACAACCGUCAUCCUCGCAAACGAUCGGAAAGUGACGACUGGACGGCUCGUGACACGCUCGGUAUGGCGAUUCGUCGCUGGGGGGCAACAUGGCGGACUCAGGUUGUCUAUGCUCUGGCCUACGAGGUUGCGAAUGCGCAGUCUUCCGAGAAAAUGAUCGUUGAAGCCUACCAAACUUUUCUACAACACAUCCAAGCCCUCAACCUCCUCGAAGCCCACACCUUCACGCCCAUAAUCGACGGCCGCGCCCUCUCCGCCGCGCUCUCCACCCCCCCGGGUAAAUGGAUGAAGGACGCCCUCGACGUAAUCAUGGCCUGGCAACUGCGCAAUCCCGACCUCACCGACACAGCCGCCGCAAUCGAGGCGGUCCGCAGCAGCGGUGUCUUGAGCCACAGCGAAGCCAAGCCGAACGGCACGAGCAAGGCGCCGAAGAAGAGGGAUACCAGAAAGAAGGGUGAGCAGUCUUCUACUCCCCCUUACGCCUCCCUCAUUGCGGCUCUCAUCCAUCACUUCCUGGCGCUUACGAUCCGUCCGCUCUUCGCACAGACACCGCAUCCUGAGCUCACGGCGCAGGGGCGCAGGAACACGACAUCCAUGCUAGCCAGGAAGUAUCCUGAGCUAGAAAACGAGGCGGUGACGCGGCCCUGGAAGCAGAAAGAGGGGGCCUAUGCCGUCUCGCUCUUAUCAUGGUGUAUCAAAUCGCUAGAUGCAGACCUCGCACAAAAAGAGUGGCCCCUCCUGAUCCCUCCCAUCCUGACCAUGAUCGAUGACCCCGAUAUCCCUAUCAAGGCCCGCGGCUGUGAUCUUCUCACCACCCUCCUGGCCGCUACGCCGCCCACGCUGCUCCAGCGCACGGGGCUGGGCGAGGUGUUUGAGGAGGCCCUUAUGCCGUGCUUGAGCUACCUGCCUACCCUGACGUCCGAAGCCGAAUCCAUCGUAAUCCUGAACGCCGCCUUCCCCGCACUAGUCGCACUGGCGAAUGUGCGAUAUCCCGUCGCGCCCGGCGACAAGCUCGGCGCGGGAAACAUGACCCAGAGAGCGAAGGCGCUGGAUAAGUUGCUCCGGCAGGGCGUGCUGAGGGGUUUCGCCUUCGCGGGUGAGCAUGCCAGGAUCGCGGAAGUGCUGGUUGCGCAGCUCGCUGUUAUUGUAGAGGAACUGGGGGUAGAGUCUGUCAAGCAUCUCAGGGAUGUGCUGCCGAUGCUGUCGGGUGUGCUGGCUGAGCCGUUUGGGACGGCGUAUCCGCCGCUGCUGGUUGGGGCUGCGAGGGCGCUAAGGGCGGUUGUGUUGGGGGCGUGGCCGAGGAUUGGGAAGUGGAGGGCGGAGGUUGUGAGAGGGGUGGCGGUUUGUUGGAUCAGGGUUGUGGAGGAGGAACAGGGGAAGGUGGAAGGGGAGCGGGGGAAGGAGUUUGUGGAGGUGAAGGGGGAGUUAAGGAAGGUUGUGGAGGUACUGAGGGCUGCUGUGGCGAAGGAUGAGGAGGUGGAUAUUGAAAAGGAUUUUCGAGAGUUUGUGGAGGCUGAUGAGCGACUGAAGGACUUGUUUGAGGGUUGA
Molecule: messenger RNA, 2841 nt
Organism: Coniosporium apollinis CBS 100218
Lineage: Eukaryota; Fungi; Ascomycota; Dothideomycetes
Exons: 2
Coding region: 1-2841 (946 amino acids)
Biological process (GO): tRNA 3'-terminal CCA addition
Molecular function (GO): ATP:3'-cytidine-cytidine-tRNA adenylyltransferase activity; RNA binding
Source: RefSeq, a predicted model, not a curated record